CUUCUUUCGCGGGGACAAAUUGAAUUGAAAAAGAUGGAAGGAUCGGGCAUUUUGCGGCUCUACGAAAUUGAGUACUCGGAUCUCAUGCUUCUAUCAUCAUCGUCCUCAUCGUGUUCACAUUAUCAGGAGAAAAUCAUAAUGGAAAACCUGGGCCCGUUGGGUCCGGGUCUCCUUUCUGUUACAAACGUCCCCGACGCUUCGAUUCUCCGACGAAAGUUACUCCCUCUUGCUCGCAAGCUGGCUCUCCUUAGCCGCGAAGACCGCCAACGUAUACUCAGAGACCACAACUUGGGGAGUGAUGUUCCAUUGAAAAACCCAGAUAGGAAUGUCUCCUCUUUUGCGAUGCAGCUCAAGUAUGAUCAAGGUCUAGAAUGCAUUGGAAGAAAACCAAGCCACAAAUAUGAAAAUAUGGAUGGAAUCAGUGAUUUUGAGGAUGACGGAUUUGAUAAUCUUGAGCAUAUGUUCAAGGCACUAGGAUUUUGCAUGAUGGAAAUUGCUCUCUGUCUUGCUCGAAUAUGUGAUAGGGACAUUGGAGGCAAUGAGCUUGAGCAAAGUUUAUUGGAAUCAUGUGCAGCAAAAGGGCACCUUAUACAUUACCACUCAAUGGUAGACAACAUUAUUCUUAGAGAAGCUGGUCAAAGGAAGGGAACAAGUAAAAGCAAUAACCACGCAAGAAGGAAAGAAAUUUUAUUGAAAAGUAAUAACUUGGAAACAAAUGGUAAUGAAGUUAGGUCAUCUGAAAUUCAUGCCAACCUAUGGCAACAGUGGCAUUAUGACUAUGGUAUCUUCACCGUUCUAACUGAUCCCAUGUUUCUCACGUCCUCACGCCAAGCAGCAGAAAACAGUGAAGUUUCUGUUUCUAGUGAUCAAGAAUGUACUUCACCAAGUGGGCAUUCUUAUUUGCAGGUUUUUCAUCCCAACAAGAAUAAAGUCCUCAUGGUAAAGUCCUCUCCUGAAAGCUUCAUUGUUCAGGUUGGUGAAUCAGCAGAUAUCUUAUCCAAAGGAAACCUACGAUCAACCCUUCAUUGCGUGCAGAGGCCAGCAAGGUUAGAAAAUUUAAGCAGAGAAACUUUUGUGGUGUUUUUGCAGCCAGCUUGGAGUAAAACUUUCUCAAUCUCAGAUUAUCCCAUGGAACAUUACAACCCAAGUUUUCAGCCUUUGGAGCAAGCGGAGGAAAAUAACUUCUCUGAUCAGGGCCAAAAUGCACUUACUCUAGAAAUUCAAAAAAUAGUUCCACCACUUUCAGCACGAUUGAAGGAUGGGAUGACAUUUGCAGAAUUCUCACGUGAAACAACAAAGCAGUAUUAUGGUGGCAGUGGUUUCCAAUCUAUUAAGUGAUUAGCUCAUUAGAUAUCUUUCCUCUGUAAGGACAUAGGAUGUUCAUGUUGGUAGGGCUCAGGCUUUCAUCAUAUAGGCAUCUUUACAAGAGGUUUAAACCUCAUACUUUUCCUCACAUUCGCAUGCAUUUACUCUUAUUGUUCCCUCACUGAUAUGUGCCAAAUGCAGACUAUGCAGUAAUUCACUCCUAUUCUAUAUUCUACCUUGUGGCAUUGAUUUUCCAGCUCACUUGUAUUAUCUUCUGCAUAAUAGAAAUGCCGUUCUUUAUUUUAAGUAGUUAAUAAAUGUUUUGUUUGCACUCU
Molecule: messenger RNA, 1640 nt
Organism: Hibiscus syriacus
Lineage: Eukaryota; Viridiplantae; Streptophyta; Magnoliopsida; Malvales; Malvaceae
Exons: 2
Coding region: 34-1338 (434 amino acids)
Source: RefSeq, a predicted model, not a curated record